AGGGCUGGCGGAAGUGGCGCAGGGACAGGGAGGGGCGCGUUACCCUCGUCCGGCUUCUGAGUCUCUGCGGCGGCUCCGGCUUCGGCUCCCCCUGAAGUGACGCCCCCUCCCCCGCCCGACUGCCGCUCCGGCCCCUCUGCCCCCAGUGACGCGCCAUGGGCACCCGAGACGACGAGUACGACUAUCUCUUUAAAGUUGUCCUCAUUGGAGACUCUGGAGUAGGAAAGAGUAAUCUUCUGUCUCGCUUCACUCGAAAUGAGUUUAAUCUGGAGAGCAAGAGUACCAUUGGUGUGGAGUUUGCAACAAGAAGCAUCCAGGUUGAUGGGAAGACAAUAAAGGCACAGAUAUGGGACACUGCAGGACAAGAGCGAUAUCGAGCUAUAACAUCAGCUUAUUACCGUGGAGCAGUAGGUGCCUUGUUGGUUUACGAUAUUGCUAAACAUCUUACAUAUGAAAAUGUAGAACGCUGGCUGAAAGAAUUGAGAGAUCAUGCAGAUAGUAACAUUGUUAUCAUGCUUGUGGGCAACAAGAGUGACUUACGUCAUCUCAGAGCAGUCCCUACAGAUGAAGCAAGAGCCUUUGCAGAAAAGAAUGGCUUGUCAUUUAUUGAAACAUCUGCUUUAGACUCUACAAAUGUAGAAGCUGCUUUCCAGACAAUCCUGACAGAAAUAUAUCGCAUUGUUUCUCAGAAGCAAAUGUCAGACAGACGUGAAAAUGACAUGUCUCCAAGCAACAAUGUGGUUCCUAUCCAUGUCUCACCAACCACUGAAAACAAGCCAAAGGUGCAGUGUUGUCAGAACAUAUAAGGCUCUGUGCUUCUCCCCUAGAAGGCUGUGUAUAGUCCAUUCCCCAGGUCCGAGAUUUAAAUAUAUUUGUAAUUCUUGUGGUCACUUUUUUGUGUUUCAUUACUACUUCUGAAUUUCUUUAUGUCUUAAGUUUUUUUUUUUUUUUAAUUUCAAAUUUAUAAAAUCACCUACUUGUCCCAAAUGACUGCAGCUUCUUUUCAUGCGAAGCCCUCACUAGCCUUAGUUUAAUAAAAUGGAUGUUUGGAUUCCUUAAUUAUUGCUCAUUUUCCAUCAGGGUGGUCUAUUGCAAUGGUAAAUGCUCAAACUCAAGUGCUUAAAGCUCAGACCUUUUGGUCUGAAUCAAAUCAAAGAAUACUUAGUAUUUAACUAAACAUUUUACCACAGAAUGAUUUUUUAAAAAUGUAUUCUCUCUUCAGUGCAGUCUCUCCAAAUCUAGAAAUUGUGUUAUAAAAAUAAAUAGCAGAAUUUUAAGAGCUUCAUAAAUAUCCAUUAUUUGGAAAGACAAUUUCUAAAAUGCCUUAAUAGGUUUGUGUGGUAUAAUAGUUUUUCUUUCUUUCUUUUUUCACCAAUUUGUGGGGGGAAAGGGGGAAAAACCCACACCAAACUCUUCCUGACUUAAGGAUUGCUUUGCAAAAUUCAAAAGAUUUUUUUUUUCUCUCUCUCCUUACAGAAGGUCAUCAUGUUAAGUGAUGAGCAUGGCAGGCUGUAGACUCAAGUUCCAUUUGAGGUGCCUCCUCUGCAGUUAGACGAGGCAGCUAGAGCUAUCUAAAUGAUUUAAUUUCACAGUGGCAGAUCAGGCGGCAUUUUAUUGCUCAGGCAAUAAAUAAUCUGUACAAUGCUAGAAGUACCAAAUUUUGAAAUGGGUGGAUUUUUUCCUUUAUUACCCCCAAGAAAUAAAAUGUGGCCUAGUUCUCCCCCCUUCCCCCCUCCCAUAAACCCAAUACCCAGUAUGGUUUAUUUUUAAAAUGCUGAUUUAUUUGGUUGAGUUUUUUCAGCAUGUCAAGAAACUUAAAAGUUAAACUUGUCUUUUGGUUCCACUGUCUCAAGGAUAUGGCCAAAGGUCAGGUUCUGUUAAUGUGGUAUGCAAUUUUGAAGGCAUAUAUUUUAGUGCUCAAGCUAAAAGAAAAUCCUGAGUUUACGUAAAACAUACUUAGAAGCUAAACAGUUCUGAAAUGUUUCUUUUCCACUACAUUUUUCAAAAGAAGCAGUUGUAUUACUAAUAUCUAAAGUCUAUAUUCCUUUGUUAAUUCCCUUCCCCCUUCCAUUUGAGAACAAUAAGCGCUUAAUCUGAAGUAAUUUAAAAAGUUGUGUCAACUGCAGUGAAAUCUAUUAAGGUUAUAGGAGAGUCCUAAAGGUUAUUCAGGCUUUGAAAAAGUCAGCCUGAAACAUAUGGGCAUACUCAGUGUAUUAUAUUUCAUGGCCAGUCUUUUGCGGUGCUCAUGAAGUGUGGGGCACACGGAAGGCAUUGCUGUAGUCAGUAAUUUUGGUUUUCUUUUGUAGCCAUUUUAUUCUUUUAGUGUAUUGGUUCUUAAGAUGCUAUUGAUCUAUUUGUAAAUUGUUACUUUGUAUUUUAUGCAUGUACUGUAACUUGAUUUUUUUUUAAGAUAUUGAUUUAAAAUAUAUUCAUAUUCUAAUAAACAGUUACAGGGGGACUAUUCCCUAUGUUGUCA
Messenger RNA from Sarcophilus harrisii (Tasmanian devil), 2476 nucleotides. RefSeq names its product RAB11A, member RAS oncogene family (gene RAB11A). The transcript is spliced from 5 exons. Lineage: Eukaryota; Metazoa; Chordata; Mammalia; Dasyuromorphia; Dasyuridae. The record is from RefSeq and is a predicted model, not a curated record. Gene Ontology annotation, molecular function: GTP binding; GTPase activity. Gene Ontology annotation, biological process: exocytosis; melanosome transport; neurotransmitter receptor transport, endosome to postsynaptic membrane. Gene Ontology annotation, cellular component: transport vesicle; postsynaptic recycling endosome; axon. Bases 156 to 806 code for a protein of 216 amino acids.